Molecule: messenger RNA, 2402 nt
Organism: Cavia porcellus (domestic guinea pig)
Lineage: Eukaryota; Metazoa; Chordata; Mammalia; Rodentia; Caviidae
Gene: Lpar2
Product: lysophosphatidic acid receptor 2
Exons: 3
Coding region: 409-1455 (348 amino acids)
Biological process (GO): adenylate cyclase-activating G protein-coupled receptor signaling pathway; regulation of metabolic process
Cellular component (GO): cytoplasm; plasma membrane
Molecular function (GO): lysophosphatidic acid receptor activity
Source: RefSeq, a predicted model, not a curated record
CACGAAGCUGAGUCACCCAGUCAGGGACUGCGUGUCCCUAUCUGGUCCUGUGUAAUCACCGAUGUAACCAGGCGCAGAUAGCUGCACAAUGGGGCUGUGUGCCACGCGUGUGGGAGCCGUUCGCUCACCCAGGGUGGAGGCCGGGGUCACGAGGCCGAGGCAGCCAGAUCUCGCCCGGGUGGCUUGCAGCUCAGCAGCCGAUUAGGCGGGCGAGAGGGGGUGGGGCCGGGGCUGCGCGGAUCCGGGGACACUGCGGGCCGGCCGGGGUCUCGGUGGAGAUCCUCGGGUGGCCUCGCCGAGGACUCAGCCCCGAAAGACCAAGGCCGUGUGCACCUGAGGCGAACCCAGACUGGGGUGAGGGUCCAAGCCGGAAGUGAAGAGGAGCUAACCGAGGAAGGGACUGCCACCAUGGGACAGUGCCACUACAACGAGACCAUUGGCUUCUUCUAUAACAACAGCGGCAAGGAGCUCAGCUCCCACUGGCGCCCCAAGGAUGUGGUCGUGGUGGCCCUGGGGCUGACUGUCAGCGUGCUUGUCCUUCUGACUAACCUGCUGGUCAUCACAGCCAUUGCCUCCAACCGCCGCUUCCACCAGCCCAUCUACUACCUGCUGGGCAACCUGGCCGCAGCGGACCUCUUCGCCGGCGUGGCCUACCUCUUCCUCAUGUUCCACACCGGCCCGCGCACGGCCCGGCUGUCCCUGCGGGGCUGGUUCCUGCGGCAGGGUCUGCUAGACACCAGCCUGACAGCAUCCGUGGCCACCCUGCUGGCCAUUGCAGUUGAGCGGCACCGAAGUGUGAUGGCCGUGCAGCUACACAGCCGCCUGCCCCACGGUCGGGUGGUCUUGCUCAUCACCGGUGUGUGGGCAGCUGCCCUGGGGCUGGGGCUGCUGCCUGCCCACUCCUGGCACUGCCUGUGCUCCCUGGACCGCUGCUCACGCAUGGCGCCCCUGCUCAGCCGCUCCUAUCUGGCCGUGUGGGCCCUGUCCAGCCUGCUGGUCUUCCUACUCAUGGUUGCUGUCUAUACCCGCAUCUUCUUCUAUGUGCGGAGACGAGUGCAGCGCAUGGCUGAGCAUGUCAGCUGCCACCCCCGCUACCGGGAGACCACUCUUAGCCUGGUCAAGACCGUGGUCAUCAUCUUGGGGGCCUUCGUGGUCUGCUGGACACCAGGCCAGGUGGUGCUGCUCCUGGACGGCCUGGACUGCAAGUCCUGCAACGUCCUGGCCGUGGAGAAGUACUUCUUGCUGUUGGCUGAAUCCAACUCACUGGUCAACGCUGCCGUGUACUCCUGUCGGGACGCCGAGAUGCGCCGCACCUUCCGCCGCCUGCUCUGCUGCCUGUGCCUGCGCCGCUCGGCCCGGGAGGCCGCCCGGGCCCGGGCCUCCAUCCGCACCGGGGCCAGCACACGCCUGGAGCUUCCCGAGAAUGGCCAUGCCCUCAUGGACUCCACCCUGUAGCCUUGGCCACUCCGAGGUGGAGGGCACCCUGCUCGGCCCAGUCCCAUGACAUAGGCAAUUGGCAGCACCUGGGAGAGUCAGGCAGGGGUGGGCAUUUGGCUAUUUCUCUUUUUUUUUUUUGGCCUUUUUCCUUUUUAUCGGUACCGGGGAUUGAACUCACGACCGCCUGCUUGCAAGGCAGGCACUUAUGCCGCUGAGCUAAAUCUCCAGCCCCACAUUUGGCUAUUUCUUGCUCAUCUCAGGUUUCAGGCUCUUUUCAAGGAUGUUCGGUUUUUUACAGUACAUCCUGGUAACCACUGUGGACCAGGUCCUCAUGUGGUACAGUGGCUGCUAGAGGUAUAAGAUGUGAGCGCCAGCCAGGCACGGUGGUGCACAUCUGUCAUUCAGGCUCUCAAGAGGUGGAGGGAAGGGGAUCAAAGUGAUUUCAAGGCCAGCCUGGGCUACAAAGGGAGACCUUGCCACAAAAAACAGGAAAGAGAGAGAAGGAGACAGAUGCGGGCUCUUUCGGUCCAUCUGCCCUCUGUGACAGAAGACAGGGCGGCCCAUGGGAGCACUGUGUCCUGAGACUGACACCCCUGCUGAUACAUUCAGGGGUGCUGAAUCUGAGCUGCAGGGGGGCAGGGGGACUGGGCGCUCCUCUUUUCAGCCUGCAGGGUGGCCUGGGAUCCCCUGGGAAGAUGUGAUACUGGAAGAAAAUGUUUCCACUCUGAGUCUCCAAAGCAUGCGUUUGUCACCAGCUCAGACUCCUCUGCCCACAGUGUCCUGGAUUUGUCACCUGCAGCAGGGCCUGUUGUUGGUCCUCCCCCGGGUACGGCUGGCUGUCACUGCCACGACAUCUCUUUCCUCCCUUCCCUCCUUUGGAACCUGGAGUGAACCCCAGUCUCACUCCCUCUGGCUCCUGUGCGUCAUUUUUUGCAUGUGCUCAUUGUAUCUGUUUGGUUCUUUGA